UGUUUAAUUAGGCACUAAGCGUUGGCACACUGAAGAAGUAACCAUGUCCGGGCACGCCGCGCCGGCGCCGCACGUCGUCGAGGACUAUCGCGGCGUCAUCCAGCUCCUCAGCGACGGCACCGUCGUCCGCUCCGAUGCCGGCUCCGGCGCCGGCGCCCUGCUGCCGCCGGAGGACUUCCCCGACGUGCCGGGCGUCCAGUGGAAGGACCUCGUGUACGACGCUACGCACGGGCUCAAGCUACGCGUGUACCGGCCGCCCACCGCCGGCGACGCCGAGAGGCUGCCGGUGCUCGUCUGCUUCCACGGCGGCGGCUACUGCCUCGGGACGUUCGAGAAGCCCAGCUUCCACUGCUGCUGCCAACGCCUCGCGUCGGAGCUCCGCGCCGUCGUGCUCUCCGCCGACUACCGCCUCGGCCCCGAGCACCGCCUCCCCGCCGCCAUCGACGACGGCGCGGCUGUCUUGUCAUGGCUGCGUGACCAGGCCAUGUCCGGACCGGGCGCCGAUUCCUGGCUCGCCGAAUCGGCCGACUUCGCCCGCGUGUUCGUCGCCGGCGAGUCGGCCGGCGGCAACAUGAGCCAUCACGUCGCGGUGCUGAUCGGCUCGGGCCAACUCACCGUCGACCCGUUGCGCGUCGCCGGGUACAUGCUCCUCACCCCCUUCUUCGGCGGCGUCGAGCGCGCGCCGUCGGAGGCAGAGCCACCGGCCGGCGCGUUCUUCACGCCCGACAUGUCCGACAAGCUGUGGCGUCUGUCGCUGCCGGAGGGGGCGACGAGGGACCACCCGGUGGCGAACCCGUUCGGACCGGACAGCCCCAGCCUAGCGGCGGUGGCGUUCCCGCCGGUGCUCGUCGUGGUGGCCGGGCGCGACAUCCUCCAUGACCGCACCGUGCACUACGCGGCGAGGCUGAAGGAGAUGGAGAAGCCGGUGGAGCUCGUCACCUUCGAGGAGGAGAAGCACCUGUUCUUGUCGCUGCAGCCAUGGAGCGAGCCAGCCAACGAGUUAAUCCGAGUCAUGAAGCGAUUUAUCCACAAAGAUGAAGGUUCUAAUAACUUCUAAAUCCAAGUAAAUUAAGUUGGAUCAGUAGAGAUGCAUGGUUGGUGUUCUCAUGUGGUCUGAAUCUGUGUUCUGUUUCAUCUUUUGUGUAAGUGUGCAACUUCGAUUCUGUAAAACUUGGCAAGUAGAUGAACGAUGUCAUUUAUAUGCGUGUAGCUUGUCAAAAUACAAAGUAGAAACCUGUAUCUGAAUAAGAUGGCAUUCAUGAAAUAAUAUUAUCGAUUGAACGAACGAA
This is a messenger RNA of Oryza sativa Japonica Group (Japanese rice), 1289 nucleotides long. RefSeq names its product carboxylesterase 15. Gene Ontology annotation, molecular function: hydrolase activity. NCBI's taxonomy places the organism in Eukaryota, Viridiplantae, Streptophyta, Magnoliopsida, Poales, Poaceae. The record is from RefSeq and is a predicted model, not a curated record.